Messenger RNA from Scleropages formosus (Asian bonytongue), 2441 nucleotides. RefSeq names its product NEDD8-activating enzyme E1 catalytic subunit. Gene Ontology annotation, molecular function: NEDD8 activating enzyme activity. Lineage: Eukaryota; Metazoa; Chordata; Actinopteri; Osteoglossiformes; Osteoglossidae. The transcript has 18 exons. The record is from RefSeq and is a predicted model, not a curated record. The coding region runs from base 174 to 1547 and encodes 457 amino acids. Gene Ontology annotation, cellular component: cytoplasm; nucleus. Gene Ontology annotation, biological process: protein neddylation.
AAUGCGAGGGUAUCGUGGCACUUCUGCUGGCGAAGCGACUUCCUCACGUAUACCGACGACGCUGUCGCAUAGCAUUCUGGGAUGACAUGGUCUCGAGGCAAUAUGGCGGAUGGAGAGGAGCCGGAGAAGAAAAGAAGGAGAGUAGAGGAGCUGGCUGAGAAGUUAGUGAUGAAAUGCUAGACACUGCAGCCAGGUUUGAGGUUGCGCGGCAGAGAAUGGCAGUGGACAGUGGACAUGGGGGAAACGCCAGGGACUGGGACGGGCGGUGGAACCAUGUUCAGAAGUUCCUAGAAAGACCGGGACCAUUCACUCAUCCUGACUUUGAGCCCAGCACUGAAUCACUCCACUUUUUGUUAGAAACUUGCAAGAUUCUUGUUAUUGGAGCAGGUGGACUGGGAUGUGAACUACUGAAAAAUCUGGCCCUCACUGGAUUUCGCCAGAUUCAUGUUAUUGACAUGGACACCAUUGAUGUAUCGAAUCUGAAUCGACAGUUCCUUUUCAGAUCUAAAGAUGUUGGACGACCAAAGGCAGAUGUAGCAGCAGACUUUAUCAACAGACGUAUCCCAGGAUGCAAUGUGGUUCCAUAUUUUAAGAAAAUUCAGGACUUUGAUGAGUCUUUUUAUAGACAAUUCCACAUAAUUGUUUGUGGACUGGAUUCUAUCAUUGCUAGGAGAUGGAUGAAUGGCAUGCUGAUGUCUCUCUUGAUCUAUGAAGAUGGAGUCCUGGACCCCAGCUCCAUCAUUCCCCUUAUUGAUGGUGGAACCGAGGGCUUUAAGGGCAAUGCACGUGUCAUUCUGCCUGGCAUGACGGCCUGUAUCGACUGCACUUUGGAGCUUUACCCACCUCAGAUCAAUUUUCCAAUGUGCACUAUUGCAUCCAUGCCACGUCUACCAGAGCACUGCAUUGAAUACGUCAGAGUGUUGCAGUGGCCGAAAGAGAAGCCUUUUGGAGAAGAUGUCCCCUUGGAUGGUGACAACCCAGAGCACAUCAAGUGGGUGUUCCAAAAAUCCCAGGAAAGAGCAUCUGAAUUCAACAUCACAGGAGUUACCUACAGACUCACUCAAGGUGUUGUCAAGAGGAUAAUACCUGCUGUUGCAUCUACCAAUGCAGUAAUUGCAGCGGCAUGUGCCACAGAAGUUUUUAAAAUCGCCUCCAGCGCCUACGUUCCAUUGAACAACUACCUGGUGUUUAAUGAUGUUGAUGGCCUGUACACCUAUACUUUUGAAGCAGAACGAAAGGAGAAUUGCACAGCCUGUAGCCAGGUGCCACAGGACCUGAAGUUUGCCCCAUCUGCCACACUACAGGACAUCCUGGAGUAUCUGACAGAGAAUGCCUCCCUCCAAAUGAAAUCUCCUGCAAUAACAGCAACAAUUGAUGGGAAAAACAGAACACUUUACUUACAGACCGUAGCUUCCAUAGAAGAAAGAACAAGACCAAAUUUGUGCAAAACAUUAAAAGAGCUGGGGUUGACUGAUGGACAGGAGCUGGCAGUAGCUGAUGUCACGACCCCCCAAACAAUGCUCUUCAAGCUUCAUUUCACCUCCUAGGCCAGGUGCCUCAGAAUGUCUAUAACUUACAGUAGACAUGCAAGCAUAUAAGGAAAGGAUAUACUGUAGACAGAUCACUGAUAGUUUCUUUUCCUGUAGAUUAUGGAAAAACAAAGUUGGAAAAUAUUUAAAUAUAUUUAAGUGGUAAUGUAAAUAGAAUUCAUGUUCUGGCAAAUGGUAAAAAAAACUUUGUACUUGGGUCUGUGUAUUAACUUACAAUAUUAGUCUGUUUGCAUAUACCAGUGUUAACUGCUUUGCUAUUUUCAGUUUUUUUUUUUUUUUUAAAAAUUUCAUUUAGUUUGGCCAUAUAAAGCCAGUAAUGUUUUUCUAUGCACUGAAACCACACCGUUGCAGAAAGAGUACCGUGUCUCUCCGUAUCUCAUGGAUCCAGCGGUUUUGACCACCUUUGUCAGACCCUUGGUAUUUACUUGUUGGUGUUUACUUGGUUUUCUAUUUUUUUAAAUUCCUGUUUUUCCUGACUAACAUGUAAAUAAGUUGCAAACAUGUUGAAAAAUAAAUUUUUUCUUAAAACUUGUCUUGAUUAUGAUUUGAAUAGAUUCUGGCUGACAGCAACAACCCAUUUACCUUGUUAAUAUGUGUCAAAAACAGAAAUUUAACUGUUUAAACUUUGUCAUUAUUGUGUAAAUUACAUGACAUUAUUGUUGGUAUAAUGUACAGGUGGAUACACCAAUAAAUUAUGCUCUUUGCCAGUGCUGAUAUUAUGCAUUUAUGCACAUAAAAUUUUAUUUAUGGCUAUUUCCUCUUUAGUACUGAUUGAGAAUUUACAUAAAAAUAAAAAAGUAUAUAUUUAAUGUGCGGUCCUUAACACCUGAGCUGUAUCAUCCUCAUCGCUCUGAGAGCGUACAAUAUAUCGUUUUCAAUAAAAUGCAGAGU